UCUGGUGCUACAGGAAGCCAUGGUGGGGGUUCAGCCAUCCAGCUACCUUUCUACAGUGUGUUUUCCCCCUCCCGGGGAAUGAAUCCCCCCAAAAAAGACCCCUGGGACGGGGAGAGGGGGGCGAGGUUUCAGGGGCUCCUCCAGCCCCGAGCAUUCCUCCACCGCCAGGGGGCGCUGCGGCGCCUGCCUCCUCGGCGGCGCUCUGUGCACACAACCGGAAGUGUCUGUGGGCGGGGUGGCCAAGAUGGCGGCGGACACGGCGGCGUCGGGCUUCGAGCACAUGGGGCUGGACCCGCGGCUGCUGAGGGCGGUGGCAGAGCUGGGCUGGGCAACCCCCACGGCCAUCCAGGCCCAGGCCAUCCCCCUGGCAUUGGAGGGCAGGGACCUGCUGGCACGGGCCAGGACGGGCUCCGGGAAAACAGGAGCCUACGGGCUGCCCCUGCUGCACAAACUGCUCAGCAUCAAAGAGGCGUCCCCAGCGCUGCCCCAGGCCGUCCGUGCCCUGGUGCUGGUGCCCUCGGCGGAGCUGGGCCGGCAGGUCGGGCACACCCUGCGCCAGCUCUCGGCCUUCUGUGCCCGCCGGCUGCGUGUGGUGGACCUGUGCUCACAGAGCGACCCUGCUGCCCAGAGGCCCGUGCUGAUGGAGCAGCCUGAUGUCGUGGUGGGCACCCCGGGGCGGGUCCUGGCCCACCUGGGCGGGCACAACCUGAGCCUGCGGCACUCACUGGAGCUGCUGGUGCUGGAUGAGGCCGAUCUGCUGCUGUCCUUUGGGUUUGGGGAUGACAUCAAGACCCUCCUCUGCCACCUGCCCAAGAUCUACCAGGCCCUGCUGGUGUCGGCCACGUUCAACCCCGAGCUGGAGGCGCUGCAGGAGCUUGUGCUGCACAACCCCGUGCUGGUGCUGCCCCCGGAGCCGCGGCUGCCGGGCCAUUCCCAGCUGCAGCAGUUCCAGGUGCGCUGUGGGACGGAGGAGGACAAGUUCCUGGUGCUCGUGGCGCUGCUGCAGCUGCGGCUGCUGCGGGGCCGGGCCCUGCUCUUCGUGGGCAGCCUGGCCAGGGCCUUCCGCCUCAAGCUCUUCCUCGAGCAGUUCGGCAUCCCCGCCUGCACCCUCAACUCCGAGCUGCCCGCGGCCUCCCGGUGCCACGUCAUCGCCCAGUUCAACCGUGGCCUCUACGACUUCAUCGUGGCCACCGACGAGGAGGGGCCUGUGGAGACCCCCCAGCGCCAAGCACGGAAAGGGGGGACCCCAGGGAAGGGGAAGGGGAAGGCCAAGGCCAAGGGGAAGGCCAAGGCCCAGGACCCUGAGUACGGGGUUGCGCGGGGCAUCGACUUCCAGAACGUCUCGGCCGUCAUCAACUUCGACGUCCCCCCCACAGUCGAGUCCUACAUCCACCGUGUGGGCAGGACAGCCCGUGGUGACAACCCUGGCACAGCACUGACCCUGGCGCUGCCCGAGGAGCACGAGGGGCUCACCCGCAUCGAGGACGCGCUGGCAGGAGAGAACGGGCAGUCCAUGCUCCAGCCCUACAAGUUCUGCAUGGAGGAGAUUGAGUCACUGCGCUACCGCUGCCGGGAUGCCAUGCGCUCGGUGACCAAGCAGGCGGUGAAGGAGGCGCGGCUGCGCGAGAUCAGGGACGAGCUGCUCAACUCCGAGAAGCUCAAGGCCUAUUUCGAGGACAACCCCCGGGACCUGCACGUGCUGCGCCACGACAAGCCCCUGCACCCAGCCAUCGUGAAACCUCACCUGAGGAACGUGCCAGACUACCUGGUGCCACCCAGCCUCCGGGGCAUUGCCAGGCCUGGCCCCAGGAAACGAAAGGGCCCCCGAGUGCUCCGAGGGCCCAGUGCCCACAAGGGGAAACGGGCUCCCCGUGGCACCGGGAACCCUCUGCAGAGCUUCAAGUUCUCCCGACGUGGUGCCAAGGGCCGGGCUGUGCCCACCCCCUGACCCCCCCUGUGCCCCUCUGGGGGUCUGUGGGCUGUGCUGUGCCCCCCUGCAUCCCCCCAGGGCCCGGGGGCUGUGCUGUGCCCAAUAAAGGCCUCCCCAUCCUUCACCCCGAUCCACCGUGCCGGGUACUGCUCCUUCUACGGCGAGUGCGGGCGCAACCCCGAGGUGA
Molecule: messenger RNA, 2117 nt
Organism: Chiroxiphia lanceolata (lance-tailed manakin)
Lineage: Eukaryota; Metazoa; Chordata; Aves; Passeriformes; Pipridae
Gene: DDX56
Product: DEAD-box helicase 56
Exons: 15
Coding region: 245-1948 (567 amino acids)
Molecular function (GO): RNA helicase activity; ATP binding; nucleic acid binding
Source: RefSeq, a predicted model, not a curated record